AUGCCGAAGGCCGUCGUUCUUGGUGCUGCUGGCGGCAUUGGCCAGCCUCUCGCGUUGUUGCUCAAGGCGAACCCUCUGGUCACCGAGCUUGCUCUGUUCGAUAUCGUGAACACGCCCGGUGUCGCUGCAGACCUCUCGCACAUCUCGACGCCCGCCAAGGUCGAGGGUUUCUUGCCUCCGGAUGAUGGUCUGUCCAAGGCGCUCACGGGUGCCGACCUCGUCGUGAUUCCCGCCGGAGUUCCGCGUAAGCCUGGUAUGACCCGCGACGACCUCUUCAAGAUCAACGGUGGUAUCAUCCGCGAUCUCGCCACCGCCAUCGCAAAGACGGCGCCCAAGGCGUUCGUUCUCGUCAUCUCCAACCCCGUCAACUCGACCGUCCCCAUCGUCGCCGAGGUCUUCAAGAAGCACAACGUGUUCGACCCCAAGAGGAUCUUCGGUGUUACCACGCUAGACGUCGUCCGCGCUUCUACCUUCGUUGCCGAGAUUCUGGGCGACCUUGGCAAGUCGACCGAAGUCGUCGUCCCCGUCAUCGGUGGCCACUCGGGCGUCACGAUCGUCCCGCUCCUCUCGCAAUCCUCGCACCCGCUCCCCUCUGACUUCGCAUCGGGCGAGAAGCUCGACAAGCUGACCAACCGCAUCCAAUUCGGUGGCGACGAGGUCGUCAAGGCCAAGGACGGUGCCGGAUCCGCGACGCUCUCGAUGGCCUUCGCCGGCGCAGAGUUCGCUACCAAGGUCCUCAAAGCCAUCCGCGGCGAGAAGGGCAUCAUCGCGCCCACCUACGUUCACCUCAGCGCCGACGAGGCCGGCGGUGCCGCACUCAAGAAGGAGCUGGGCACCGACCUCGAGUUCUUCAGCGCCAACGUCGAGAUUGGGCCGGAGGGUGUCGCGAAGAUCAACCCGAUCGGUAAGGUCACGGAGUUCGAGCAGGGUCUGAUCAAGGCGGCUAUUCCGGAGUUGCAGAAGAACAUCGAGACGGGUGUAACCUUCAUUCAAGCCCCCAAGCUCUGA
This is a messenger RNA of Peniophora sp. CBMAI 1063, 1008 nucleotides long. NCBI's taxonomy places the organism in Eukaryota, Fungi, Basidiomycota, Agaricomycetes, Russulales, Peniophoraceae. The record is from the annotation of a GenBank genome assembly.